Messenger RNA from Carassius carassius (crucian carp), 1817 nucleotides. Its product is annotated as ICOS ligand-like. The record is from RefSeq and is a predicted model, not a curated record. The coding region runs from base 142 to 1059 and encodes 305 amino acids. Gene Ontology annotation, cellular component: external side of plasma membrane. Lineage: Eukaryota; Metazoa; Chordata; Actinopteri; Cypriniformes; Cyprinidae. The transcript is spliced from 5 exons. Gene Ontology annotation, biological process: immune response; cellular response to lipopolysaccharide; positive regulation of T cell proliferation.
CAGGUCAUAUUGGUUUUGGGCACAGCCCAGUGAAUUAAUAUGACUGCAGUUUCAUAGCAGUGUGAUAUCAGUUCGCUGUGUCUGUCUCCUUAUCUGAAGUACACUUUAGACACAAAUCAAUCAAAUGACUAUCUUUAAGCGAUGAAAGAUACUUGUUUCGUUGUUUUGCUACUUUGCAUCUCAAGUUUCGUCUCAGUACAAGUUGAUGAAUCCAUAGUCGGAGUGAUUGGGGAGCGUGCCAUCCUUCCCUGUGUUUAUAAUGGGGUAAAAAAUUUGACUUUACUCCACAUCUCAUCUGAAUGGAAAAGAGGAAUGGAAAUAGUUCACACUGCAGUCUGGAUCGAGGGAAAAGUGGAGAUGCAAAAUGUGUCCCACAGUAUCCGGACUACUGUGUCAUCUUUGGCUCCAAAAACUGGAGAUUUCUCAGUGGAGUUACAUGAUAUACAUUUAUCAGAUGCACACAAUUACAGUUUUAAUCUUAAGCUUCUUGGUCAAAAUAGAAGCUCUCUGGUUUGCACUGUCUGUCUCUCCAUAGCAGGUCAUUUCAGCCAUCCUACUCUACUGUGGAAUGGAGUGUAUGGUGAAGAAACCAGCUUGCUUUGCAACUCUUUAGGAGGAUUUCCUUCUCCAUCCAUCUACUGGCUUGUCAACCACACGCAGCGUCCUCCAGAAACAUCAGUCACAACAUAUUUGACUACUCUACCUCAGUCUGAACUCUACAACAUUGCAACUAUCCUAUCUAUCAACAUCUCAGCGAACACUGUUGUAUCCUGUGUUAUAGAAAACAAGCUGCUGAAUGAAACUUUAACAGCAACAAACUUUGUUUUUUUGUCAAGGAAGUCGGAGAGACGGCUGUCAGAGCACAUAUGGGUCUUCAGCGCUGCUCUGUGUGUGGUUGUUUCCUUACUGGUGGCUACAUCUCUAUAUUUCCAGAAGAAAUGGGACCGAGAUCAAAAAAGAAAGCAACACAGAUGUGGAGAUGAUUCAUGUUGGGAGGGCACUGACAUGAUCGUGUUUGAUUUGGAGCAAUGGGCUUCCAGUCCUGAGACUGAUGUGUAACAUGGUUUGGAAAGGCAUUCUGGGUUGACACGACUAACUUAUGUCAUUUUUAUUAAUUGUGAUUGACUGGAAGUGAUUCUGUUUCAUUUCAGUGGAUGAAUCAGCUUGAGCCGGUACAGAGUUCUUUUUCGAGGCCACUGAUUUAUACUAUUCUUUCAUUGAAUAACCUCCCUUUUUCCAUACGAUCGGCUAAACAAAAGAACUGCAACUGCAUGCAGUUGCAUAAAGCAAAGAAUAUGAAUGUAUCUAUUUUCAAAAAACAGAGAUAAACAGCUCAGGAACUCUUUCUUAGUAUAGACAAGUUACACAUACACUCACAUCUAACAUUUUUAGACCAUGAUAAAUAUCCACGACAUGCUAUGUUGUUGGGAAAGAGCUCAAAACAACUUUCAUAACUUUACCUAAUUAACCUGAAGUAGUUAGACAGGCUGGAGCACAAAUGCAGAUGAGUUACUGUAUAAGUCAUAUAUAUUACCAUCAUGUCGUUCUCUCUAUUAUCCAUUGAGGGGUGGUGUUGAGACUAAAUAUAAUUAAAAUAUAUUCAGCAGCACUGGAUGUGGCAUAAAGACAAUUUUAACACCAGAUUUUCUUAUAUAAACAUACUUGCCUUUUAAUCGCUGUGUAAUAGUUUCACUAUUGUAUCAAAGUCAUUGUAAAUAAAAGACCUAAGGGAGACAGAAAUCAAAACUGUAUUGUACAUAUACCUGUAAUUACUCUGAGGCUCUAGUUUGUCAAUAAUUAAAAUGUCUUUCUGUGGU